Messenger RNA from Cryptomeria japonica (Japanese cedar), 4806 nucleotides. RefSeq names its product auxin response factor 16. Gene Ontology annotation, cellular component: nucleus. The coding region runs from base 558 to 3788 and encodes 1076 amino acids. The transcript has 15 exons. Gene Ontology annotation, molecular function: protein binding; DNA binding. Gene Ontology annotation, biological process: regulation of DNA-templated transcription; response to hormone. The record is from RefSeq and is a predicted model, not a curated record. NCBI's taxonomy places the organism in Eukaryota, Viridiplantae, Streptophyta, Pinopsida, Cupressales, Cupressaceae.
CCAAAUUACAUGUUCUUGGGGGAACAUGAUGGAUUGGAGCUAUAACGGCGAGGACAAUUAUUAGAGCAAAAAAUAGUGGAUAAACAACAGGGGGAAAACAAAUUAAAAAAUGAAGUGAGAAAAAUGGUGAUGGGUCAUGUUUCGGAACCAAAUGUGUUGGUGGUGUACAUGUUGGUGUCGACUGAGGCAGAGAAAAACUGGUCAUCAUUCCUUUGUAGCAAAAAUCGGAAGAAGCUCCGUGUUAUGUCGGCUCAAAACACAUCCAGUAUUGAGUAUCCUUCCACUCAUUCAAAGCUAAGCCUGUGGCCCGGGAUUUGAACCUGGGUUGACAGCAGCCCCUCAAAAAAAUAGCCCCACAACAGCAGCAAUAAUAGAUUCUACUUUUACGCAUGGGAAAAUAACAGCGGGGAUUCUCCUUUCUGGUGUAAGUAAUCUGCAGGGAGACUGCGUGCAGGAACCGAGGAGCUUGUUUAGGCUUGUGGGUGUCUGAGGGGUAAGCGCAUAUGCGCGGUUUUUGUACGAGAAAGUUGUGAGUCGUGCGUUUUGGAUCUCCUAAGAUGAAGGCGCCUUCUUCCAAUGGCCUUGUCUCUCAUUCUACAGAUGGAGAAAGGAGGAGCAUUAAUUCGGAGCUUUGGCAUGCCUGUGCUGGGCCUCUUGUUUCAUUGCCACCAGUCGGUAGCCCUGUGGUUUAUUUUCCACAGGGCCACAGUGAACAGGUUGCAGCAUCGAUGGCAAAGGAAUCUGAUGGACAUAUUCCAAACUACCCUAAUCUUCCCUCCAAGUUGAUUUGUCAGCUUCACAAUGUUACAUUGCAUGCGGAUGUUGAGACUGAUGAAGUAUAUGCACAAAUGACUCUCCAACCUGUGAAUACGUAUGAUAAGGAUGCUCUCCUGGCAUCUGACCUUGGCCUGAAACAAAGUAAACAGCCAACGGAGUUCUUUUGCAAGACUCUGACUGCAAGUGAUACAAGCACCCAUGGUGGCUUCUCUGUGCCUCGCCGAGCUGCAGAGAAAAUUUUUCCUCCUCUGGAGUAUAGUAUGCAACCCCCAGCACAAGAACUUGUGGCAAGAGAUUUACAUGACCAUCCAUGGACAUUCAGACAUAUCUAUCGUGGUCAACCAAAGAGACAUCUUCUAACAACAGGUUGGAGUGUAUUUGUAAGUGCAAAGAGGCUUUUUGCUGGUGAUUCAGUUCUUUUCAUAAGGGAUGAGAAAUCACAAUUGCUUCUGGGCAUAAGGCGUGCAAAUAGGCAACAAGCAGCUAUAGCAUCCUCUGUCCUAUCAAGUGACAGUAUGCAUAUUGGAGUCCUGGCUGCAGCAGCUCAUGCUGCUUCAAACCACAGCCCAUUUACAGUUUUCUACAAUCCCAGGGCAAGCCCUUCGGAAUUUGUCAUUCCACUCGCCAAGUACAACAAAGCAAUCUAUGGUACACAAGUUUCACUUGGCAUGCGGUUCAGAAUGAUGUUUGAAACUGAGGAAUCUAGUGUCCGCAGGUAUAUGGGUACCAUUACAGGCAUUGGUGACCUUGAUCCUGUUAGAUGGUCAAAUUCACAGUGGAGAAACAUCCAGGUCGGAUGGGAUGAAUCAAGUGCUGGUGAAAAGCAGAAUAGAGUUUCUAUCUGGGAGAUUGAGCCUGUGGCAACUCCAUUUUUCAUCUGCCCUCCACCUUUUUUCAGGCCUAAACGCCCUCGCCAGCCAGGGAUGCUUGGUGAUGAAUCAGAAAUAGAGAAUGCAAUCAAGAGAACCUUACCUUGGUUUGGAGACGACAUUGGCAUCAGCAAUUCCCAGAAUGCUACAAUGACUGGUGUUGGUUUGCUCCAAUGGAUGAAUAUGCAACAAAGACCUGAUAUAAUUAACCCAUCUGUCCAAUCAGACUACUAUCGUCCUAUGACUGGUCCUACAUUUCAGAAACUUGGGAGUAAUGAGAUACCUAAACCUUUGAGUUUACCACAGCAGUCAUUACAAUCACAUCAAUUACAAUUCAAUAUUCCAGAGGCUCAACAAUCAGCACAAGAUCAAUUGCAUCAAUCACAGAUUGGGUGGUCACAUCAGCAACAUCAUAUUACUACUCAGCAACACCACCAACAAAAUCCUCAUACUCAGCAGCAGUUGCCGUCUCAACAGUUGGAUCAGCAGCAUCGUCAUAGACAGCAGCAAAUGCCUGCACAACAGGUGGAGCAACACCAAGUGCUGAUGCAGAAGGUGAACCAGCAACAUCAAUCCCUGCAACAGCUACAGCUACAGCCUGCACAACAAUUGGAGCAACGGCUACAGCAGUUUCAGUCGCAGCCGCAGUCACAGCUACAGCCACAGCCACAGUCACAGCUACAGCCACAGUCACAGCCACAGCCAACACAGCAGCAACAUCAAAGGCCACAGCAGCAACAGCAGCAACAGCCAUCUCAGCAGUUGCACCAGCCGCAAGUUCACCAGAUUCAACAGCAGAUGCAGCAACAGCAAGUUCAGCAACUGCAACAUCAGCAAGUUCAGCAAUUGCAACAACAGCCACAGCGUGUCCAGCAGCAGCAGCAACAACAGGUGCCGCAGCAGCAGCCAACUCAGUCUUCUCAACAGUUUCACCUGCAGCAGACACAGCUUUCUUCUCCUGUUCUGCAGCAUGUGAACAAUCCAUUUCCACAACCUAUAUCUUCCCAGCAGCAGCAGCAACAUCUCAAUCAAUCAAUCCAGUUACCUGAAAUACGAGGUCAGUUGUUACAGUUAGCUACCAGUCGCUGCCAAGCACCAGUAAACAUGCCGCAGGCCACAAAAGCUCAUUCGGGGUUUACUGAAACAGAUGCCCCAUCUUGUUCAACAUCAACUUCUGCAAAUAGCUACCCACUGCAGAUUGUCUUUGCCAGGGCAAAGCAAUCUACAAGUUUACCUGAGGAAAAGACUCCUUGUGCAAACUUAUUGAGGCCCAGUACAGGUGGUCCACAGUCUACAAUGCCUACUUCUAACCUUGUUGGAGAAUCCCAGGUUACGUCAUGGUUCUCUUCAGUUAAAGAAUCAAAUCAGGCUGCAUUCCAAAGUUAUCUGAAUGCUCAGUUGGGUCAAAUUGAAACAUCAUCCUCUUCUGCAGUUUCAUUUCCUCUAGCACAGGCUGAUGCAUCUCUUCCACAAAGUUUAUCAUCUCUACCUCUCCCGUCAUCUCCUUUUUUUUUCCGAGAUGCUUCUCACAACAGUGAUAUUCAGACCGAUCCUCAAAGAACAAUGGCUCCUACAUUUGAUACAGGCAAGGAUAUUCAACCACAACUUUCUGCAGCAAUAAGUUCUCAAUCAUUUGGUGUCCCAGAUCUUCCUUUUGACUCGGGUGUUACAAGUGAUAUGGGAAUCAGUGAUAGUGGCAUCUUGCAGAGAGGGUCAUGGCAGCAAACACCUGCACCUGUGCGAACCUAUACUAAGGUUUACAAGCUCGGUUCUGUUGGAAGGUCUAUAGAUGUUACACGCUGUAAGAAUUAUGAUGAGCUUCGGCACGAGCUUGCUUGUAUGUUUAAGCUUGUUGGUCAGCUUGAAGAUCCUCAUUCAGGUUGGCAACUUGUGUUUGUUGACAAUGAAAACGAUGUACUUCUUGUUGGAGAUGAUCCAUGGGAGGAAUUUGUGAGUUGUGUCCGAAGUAUCAAGAUACUAUCACCAAAGGAAGUCUUGCAAAUGAGUCAGGAAGGUAUGGAGAUACUAAACACUUUACCACUGCAGCAACAAGCUUGUAGCAGUUCUGAUGGUGGCAUAAUGUGGAGGGAUCAUUGUGAUCAGAACUCCACCAAUCCAUCAAUAGGAUCAUUGGAGCAUUAAUGCCCAGAUGACGUUUUGCCCUCACCAAUCAUGGGACAACACAAGUUGUUUUUCUCGUAAAAUAAAUGAGAUUCUAUGUUGCACGAAAACAGUAUCUAGAGUUACAAGCCUGUGCAGCAUAUCUGUAGAUGGCUCUACUUGGGUGGAACUCAUUUCUUGAAAUUUUGGGUAAUAGCUGGUACUGUGUUUAUGGGUUGCUCAUUGGCUAGCACUAAUUCAAUGUUAUGCCAGCCUUUUAAAGUAGCUGGCAGGGCGAGAGCUUUACAGAUUGUCCAGGCUGUAUUGUAACAGAAACAUUGAUGUUUAUUGUACUUUUCUUUUAAGGAGACAGAUAUGUGCAAUUACAGUUGGGAAAAGUUCGAUAGCAACUCUGCUAGAGAAUCAGAUGACAUUGCUUCUGGCUACAUCACUGCCAUACAGUUCUUUUCUGCAAUGUAAUUGAAGUUGUUACAGAAUCUCCAUGUGAAAAUUGCACCAGUGGAAUGACUCGGGGAAAUUUGAGUUAGAAGCAUCUCCAGGAAGAAUGAUCACAAUGAUCUUUUGAAAUUUUGUUUAUGAAUGUGCAUUACAACCUAGUAAAGGUGAUGAAGAUGCAAAUCAAGACCUGGUACCGAUGGUAGAGCUUUUUGGUGCAAUUCCAAUGAAAUAUGUACCAUAUGUUCAUGUACAUACAUCUCUGUAGGAUGAAGGUAUCUUGUCUCAGUUGACAAUUUGCCAUUCAAAUUGCAAAUCAUUUGAGUGUUUUACUUUUUUCUUUUAUAAAUUUUUGGGAGUCUGCUCAGUGAAUUUUGACUCCAUUCGAAAUCUUUUCUAGAGUCUACCCCCUAUCUUUUUUUUUAACUUGGAUUUCAAAUGGAGUUAAAAUAGUCUCCGAAUGAAUACAUAUAAACCAGAAACAUCACUUGUACCAACUAGGAUUUUGGAUAUGUACAAAUAUUGGCACGGAUGUAAAAUCGAGAACUGCUUCGAUCAACUUCCCUUAAAUGAAAUUCUAGUGUACGAUGAUUUUUCUUUACAA